CAGAAAAAUUCAUAUGAGAUAAUAUUUAAGUAAUACGAUCACUUGGCAAACACAUAUUCGACUCGGCUAGCACGUAGGCUGCUCGUUGGUCAUAUCAUACAAGCAUCCAUUCUAUCGUCUUCUUGAUAUUUGCAUUUCUUUAUACCAGAUUCCAACGUAAUGGCGACAAGUAUCUGGAAUCAAAUUACUCUUUUAUCUGCAAUGUGUGUUAUUGUAUUUAGUGUCGGAAUAGAUGAACAGACUGAUUGUACAGCGAUACUUCAUAAAUGCCCCAACGGAACCGAUGAUAGUGGUAAAAUUUGCGGUAAUGACAACAGAAAUUAUGACAGUACGUGUCAUCUUCUUCGUCGAUCCUGCAAAAUGGAUUUGCCUCAUCUUAAAAAAUUCUAUGACGGCAAAUGCGUUGAUCACCUUAAGAUGUGUCCAAGAAUAUGCGAGUCUGGAACACGUACAUCAAAAGUAUGCGGAUCAGAUGGAAGAACAUACACAACUGAAUGUGCUGUUCGACGAAGAAGAUGCCGUCUCGGUUCAGAUCUCACAGUCGCAUAUCAAGGAAGAUGUAGGACUAAGGAAGAAACUGUUGAGAACGAUCACCGUGAUAUCUGUUCAAGAAAAUGCGAGCCUGGCACACGGACAUCGAAAGUAUGCGGAUCAGAUGGAAGAACAUACGCAACAGAAUGUGCUGCUCGACGAAGAAGAUGCCGUCUCGAUUCAGAUCUCACGGUCGCAUAUCAAGGAAGAUGUAGGCCUAAAGAAGAAGUUCAUUCAAAAGAAACUGUAGAAAUUGAGGUUGUAGAUGAGAGGAUUGAAAAAGAAAUAACUGGCUCUCCAUUCGAAAACGAGGAAAUUGUUGUUGAAAUUAUUGAAAUCGAUCACCGUGACACCUGUUCAAGAAAAUGCGAGCCUGGAACACGGGCAUCGAAAGUAUGCGGAUCAGAUGGAAGAACAUACGCAACUGAAUGUGCUGCUCGACGAAAAAGAUGACGUCUCAAUUCAGAUCUCACGGUCGCAUAUCAAGGAAGAUGUAGGCCUAAAGAAGAAGUGCAUUCAAAAGAAACUGUAGAAGUUGAGGUUGUAGAUGAGACGAUCGAAAAAGAAACAACUGGCUCUCCAUUCGAAAACGAGGAAAUUGUUGUUGAAAUUAUUGAAAUCGGUACGACAGAAUUACCGAAAGACGAAUAGAUUUAAAUAGACUGCAAUUAUGAAAUUAUAUAAAUAUGUACGUGUUGGUUUGUUUCUAUAAAGUUAACAAUGAGUGAGGAGAACAUGGCAUUUUUCCUUCUGUUGACAAAUGUAUGCUUUCAGAGAAUAGUGAAAAAUCAUUGUGAAUGCGUUUUUUGAACAAUUAUCGUAUUAUAUUAAGUAAAUUUAAUUCCAUGUAUAUAAUAACAUGAAAUUCUAAAUCUACAUUAAAUCAUCUGCAAAUUAAUUUGGAAUCAUUUCACAUUUUCGCAGCUUGCUCAUUUAAUUUGUUAUAUAUUUGUCUUACAAGGGACAGGAGGCCUUGAGUUUAAAUGAAUUCUCUGUACAGGGAGCGAGAAUUUACAUUAAACGAUUGCUUUUAGAUUCAAAUACAGAAUUUACUUGUCCUCAACGGAAACUUUUGUGGUCACAAUCGCUCGUACAAAAAAAAAGAUAGGCCUAUGCAUUUUACACACAAUUACAAAUAUCAAUACUAUAAUGUAUAAUAAAAUAAUAAAAACUGAUUAAACAAUCAUAUAUACAUGUAUGCAAGCCUACAUGAGUUGAGCAUUAUACAUGAGUUGUAGAAAAAUAAUAAGUCAUAAUUGUUGAAUUGAGGUUUUAUGGUUUAUAUUUGAUUACCAUAUAUUUAUAUUUUUGUAAUUGUUUUGUUUUUUACAUAUAUUUGCAAAUUCUGUUUUGUAUUAUUGUAAUAAAACAGAAUAUUAUAAUUUUACAAACUUUUAAAUAGUAGGACUAAAUCAUAUUUCAUUCCUGAUACAAGAUGUUUGCUCUUUUUUAUGGUUAAAUAUCUGCUCUUAUAAUCUGCCUGAAUGUUUUCUUUUUGUUGAUAUGUUAUGGGUCCCUAGAUACUUGCGAACCCGUUUUCUACCAUAGCCAUCCCCUAAGACAUGAUUUAGUAAAGCUUACGAUGAGUUCUGAUCAGUCUCCUGACUAUACAACUAAUAACAUUAAUUGUGUGCUAGUUUUAUUUGAUUUUAUUGAUAAUGUGUUUUUCAAUCGAGCUCACCUGUCUAUUAUUUAAUUGGAUUUUGCUAACUUCCUCUCUCGGCGCUUCAUUAUUAUUUUUUAUUUCAGCGCAUUAAAAUACAACAAAGAACACAACAGAAUUGCAAGUAAACAAAGAAAGAGGAGGGUUGAUGAGUGGCAAAAGCGGUACAAAAACUACUUUCACCGGAUAUGGUGUGCCCUUCCAACUCCAGUUUCAAUACAUUUAAAACAUGUAAAAAUACUUUCAAUUAAAAAUGGUAGGCCAAAGCAAAAUAAUGGAAACUAUAAACUUUAAAAUAAAUGCAGUUGGCCUAUUAAUUAAAUAAAAAUAUGAAUUUUUAAAGGUAACAAUAAUAACUAUUAUCAAAAUUAUGUUGCUUUUGAAGCAGAAUGUUUUUGCGUCUCCGUGUACUUUCCGGCAACACAAACGUUAAGAUAACUUACGCUAACAUUGUGAACGCUGUGGAUAUACCGUGAAAACUGUGAAGUUGCUAUACUGUAAAACCUCGAGUAGAAUCUCAAUGGGCUUAUUAUUGAGAAAAACCCAUCUUGAAUUGUUUCAAUAAUCAUCAUAAUGUACUGGCAUACUCUUUGACUGUUCAGCUUUUGCCGCAUAACGUUUUAUUGCAUUUUUGUUGAAAUUGUUUUGUAUCAAAUAUAAAUCAAGGUUUCCUAAUUUUAUAUUAAAUAAUAAUAACUAGCAUAUAUUUUUAAUUGAAGACAUUUUUGUAUAGUACGCAAUAUUUAUACGACUAUAUUCACAGCGUAUUGACCUGUGCCCUUAUUCUUUUUAUCUUUAUUAAAUCUCGCUCUCAUUUCAACCCCAU
Molecule: messenger RNA, 3020 nt
Organism: Anneissia japonica
Lineage: Eukaryota; Metazoa; Echinodermata; Crinoidea; Comatulida; Comatulidae
Product: follistatin-like
Exons: 6
Coding region: 160-984 (274 amino acids)
Biological process (GO): anatomical structure development
Molecular function (GO): collagen binding; extracellular matrix binding; calcium ion binding
Source: RefSeq, a predicted model, not a curated record